This is a messenger RNA of Astyanax mexicanus (Mexican tetra), 3087 nucleotides long. It is a transcript of the gene cry4, whose product is annotated as cryptochrome circadian regulator 4. Gene Ontology annotation, molecular function: DNA binding; FAD binding. Gene Ontology annotation, cellular component: nucleus; cytoplasm. The record is from RefSeq and is a predicted model, not a curated record. Gene Ontology annotation, biological process: circadian regulation of gene expression; entrainment of circadian clock by photoperiod. The transcript has 12 exons. Bases 256 to 1926 code for a protein of 556 amino acids. NCBI's taxonomy places the organism in Eukaryota, Metazoa, Chordata, Actinopteri, Characiformes, Acestrorhamphidae.
UUGACCCACAUUACGUAUCUGCUGUAUUUGACCCAUAUCUAAGGUCUCGUGCGCCGCGGUUAGCUCGUGCAUUGUUACUCCGGUUCCGGUACCGGUCCACAGUGAUUGACACGGCUUCUGUCCAAUCGGCUCUGAAGGCAGUAACGCAAGGACCAAUCAGAGAAGAGGGAAGGGGCGGUGCUUUGUUUGCAAGGUGAUUAGGGUUGUGCAGAGUAUCCUGUUUGAUUGAAUACCUGUGAGUGGUGGGUGGGCACCAUGCCGCACAGGACGCUCCACCUGUUCCGGAAGGGUCUCCGCCUUCAUGAUAACCCCACCCUGCUGGGGGCUCUGGAGUCCUCUGCGGUGGUUUACCCGGUGUACGUGCUGGACCGGGCGUUUGAGGAGGGGGGGAUGCGGGUGGGGGUCCUGCGGUGGCGUUUUCUCCUGCAGAGUCUGCAGGACCUGCACGCCCGCCUCCGGGCGGUGGGUUCCCGGCUGUUCGUGGUGCGGGGGUCUCACAGGGCCGUCCUGGGCGAGCUGGUGGGCCGCUGGGGGAUCACUCAGAUCAGCUUUGAUUCAGAGAUGGAGCCGCACCACACUGCUCUGCAGCGGGAGCUGGGAGAGAUGGCGGAGGAGCUGGGGCUGAGUGUGUACACCCGCCUCUCACACACACUGUACGAUCUCAGCAGGAUUAUAGAGGCUAAUGGUGGAGAACCUCCUUUAACGUAUAAAAAGUUUUUGCGAGUUCUCUCAGCCAUCGGAGAACCAGAGAAACCGGUCAGAGACAUCACUGCUGAGGACUUUCAGCGGUGUAAUACUCCAGGUGAAGCAGACUGUGAGCGGUACGCUGUGCCGUCUCUGUGUGAUCUGGGGUUGGAUGGUCCUGAUGAGUCUCAGGAGGAGGUUCUGUGGCCUGGAGGAGAAACCCAAGCCCUGCAGAGGCUGAACAAACACCUGGAGAGCCAGGGUUGGCUGGAGAAUGCUAAGACUCAGACGGUUAUGAACUCUCUCUGGCCGAACACCACGGGGCUCAGUCCCUACCUCAGCCUCGGCUGCCUGUCAGUCCGAACGUUCUACCACACACUCGGCAAAGUGUACGCACAGGCGAAAAAUCACUCCCUGCCACCGGUGGCGCUGCAGGGUCAGGUGCUUUGGAGGGAGUUUUUCUACACCGCUGCCUCGGCUACGCAAAACUUCACCCGCAUGGAGGGAAAUCCAAUCUGUUUACAGAUCCACUGGUACGACGACCAGGAUGCCCUGGAGAAGUGGAGGACAGCUCGAACCGGGUUCCCCUGGAUCGACGCCAUCAUGACCCAGCUGAGACAGGAGGGCUGGAUCCACCACCUCUCCCGACACGCUGUGGCCUGCUUCCUCACCCGCGGAGACCUGUGGAUCAGCUGGGAGGAGGGCAUGAAGGUGUUUGAGGAGUACCUGUUGGAUGCUGAUUACAGUAUAAAUGCAGGGAACUGGAUGUGGCUCUCUGCAAGUGCCUUCUUCCACCAGUACAACCGAAUAUUCUGCCCAGUCCGCUUCGGCCGUCGCGCUGACCCAGAGGGACACUACAUAAGGAAGUACCUGCCUGUGUUAAGGAGCUUCCCAUCCAGGUAUAUCUAUGAGCCAUGGACCGCUCCAGAAGAAGUACAGCUACAGGCUGGCUGCAUUAUUGGUAAGGACUAUCCUCUGCCGAUGGUGUGCCAUGCGGAGGUCAGUGAGAGAAACUUGGCUCUGAUGAAGGAAGUUCGCAGCAGCCAGGAGAACACUACCAAACUCACACGAGAUGCGGUGGAGGAGUCAGUAGACGUGUGUGUGAAGCGAGAGCUGGGGGCGGAGUCUGAAGAACAUCAAAGCUCCGCCUCUAAACGCUUCAGCUCCGACCCCCAGGCCCGCCCCUGCAGCUGGGGGCCAGAAGCCCCACGUCUGCCAGAGAUUACAGGACAGGCUGUGUGACUCUGCCCCAGGACGCUGCUGGUCCGGUACUGACCCGAGACCAGCUGAACAGAACUACACGAACCUUAAGGGACGGCUUCGCCUUGAUCUCUGUAUAAACGAGCGUCUGGAAUGGGAGUGUCUGGAACAAUGAAUGUAACUUUAAAUGAGUGCAAUUUACGAUACAUUUGUGUGUCAGCUGUGUGAAAAUAAGCCCCGCCCACUGGAUGCUUAUUUACAUACAUUCUUUACUUGAAUCGUAUAACUACCUUCACUUCAGCUCAGCUUCAUGCAGUAACCAAAUGCCCCUCUGAGGUGGAGUCUGAGGUUCUCUACUAACCUGAGGGGAGAUAAACAGCUUUAAGAUCGAUACUAAAAUAAAGAAGUCUUCCACUUUUUACACUCUUUAUCUGUAGCAUUUAUACAACGCCUUCUUUUACCCUGUUCCAGCAUUAUUAGGCUGCAUGUAAACGUAGCCAUUGCGGUGUUUAAAAAUUCCAGCAGCACUGCUGUAUCUGAUUGACUUGUACCUUCUGCACAAAACACACUAACACUUCAUACACCACGACCAUGCUAAUCAGUGCUAAUCACUGCAGUGCUGAGAAUAAUAACCACCCAAAUAAUAAUAAUAAUAAUAGCUGUGCGGUGUGGGUUUUGAGUACAGGGUAAAAGAAGGAGGAUAAUAAACUAUGCAGACAAACAGAUACAGAACUACAGUCUGUUCUUAUACUAAACUACAAAGUGUCAUAUAUGAUCAGUGGAGCUGAUAAGACAUAAGAUGUGAUGAUUAAUGUGUGUAAAAAAAAAAAAAACGAGGUGGCCAAGUCAUUGCUGUCAUGCAAAAACCUUAAAUCUCAAUUUUUACAUUUUUUUUUUUAUGUAAUAGUUGCAUAUAAUAUUAAAUGCUUCACAAUUUACACAGACUUCCAUUAAAAAGUCUUAAAUGUAAAGUUGCAGUUCUUGGACAGCAGACAGGGAUUAUGCCUGGUCUUGAACUACACCGCAUUCUGAAUAGGAAAAUACAACUAGAUUUAAUCCCUGUUCCUUAUGGGAAACUGACCCAUAGGGUUUAAGAGACAGCGAUAAUACACUGCAUGUUCAUGCUUGGGAAAGCUUCCAUUUAUUCAGGUCUUAUUAUAUAUGUGGUUUUAUGCAACAUACCAAAUAAACCAGCUUAAAUCA